This is a messenger RNA of Adineta ricciae, 258 nucleotides long. The record is from the annotation of a GenBank genome assembly. Lineage: Eukaryota; Metazoa; Rotifera; Eurotatoria; Adinetida; Adinetidae.
AUGCUUAUUGUGUUGUUUGUAGCUUCGCUAAUCACAGGAGUGAAUUGUCAAUCAUUGGUAUCUUAUGGUGAUCGAAAUUUACAAUGUUACUCAUGUAGUGAUUGUCCGGAACCAUUCUUUUACGUUCCUACACAGGUUACAAUAACACCACCAGAUGUUGGUCAAUGCAUGAAAACGGUAGUGACUGUGGCUGGAUCAAAUCGUCUCCUUGUGAAACAUUUACAGUUUGAAAUUGUCAAUGAUGUUCACAACGGAUAG